Molecule: messenger RNA, 2439 nt
Organism: Eimeria acervulina
Lineage: Eukaryota; Apicomplexa; Conoidasida; Eucoccidiorida; Eimeriidae
Exons: 5
Coding region: 1-2439 (812 amino acids)
Source: RefSeq, a predicted model, not a curated record
AUGCUCCUCAUUCUGAGGGAAUAUCGACAGCCAGUAUUCCCUCCGUGGUCCCCGCCCCAUUACUCCACCAGCAGCCUCUUCUACUCCAACCGACUGGCUUGUUGCAUCCUUCCCUUUUCCCGCUCGGUCCUCAGCCACUCCCUUAUCUCUCUCAGCCGCAAACUAAGGAUCGUGACCGCCUGCAGAACCACGACGAAUCAACUGCACGAGAACCUCCGCCAUUCAAUGCCGUGCCAACCAAGGUUAGAAUAUUCGGAAGGGAAGGAAGCCUUUGGCCAAACGGCUCCGUCAUCAGGUGGUGCCUUGCCUAACUUCAGUGAGGCAGACCCUGCUCAGCAACGUUUGAAAGAGGCUAGAAAAAAGUACCAAGCAGAACUGCUAAGACAGAUGCGCGAAAGAGAAGCAGAACGUGAGGCAGAAAAGUCCAGGAGGAAACAAGAAGACGAGGAGGAAAGGAUUCGUCUGAGCAGGGAAAUAGAACAAGAGAGGCUUGCAAAGGAAGAAGAAGACGCAUGGCAGUUAAUUCGAUCAAAGAAGCUAGCUGAUGCAAAUAUUGCCGCAGCCGGACCGCAGAAACAGCGGCAACCACACCAAGCCUCGAACGCAUCUCUCGACGGUGAUGUGGGCAGCCGGCAUUGGCUGACGGGACCCAAGCGGCUUAUGCUCGAUCAAGAAAACGUUGACCAUUCUCUCAAGGAAAUGACUAUACGUGUUCCUUCAGAAAGUAAAAUGCAGCCAGAGUCAGAAGAUGAACAGAGAGGGCACGGCAUUCCCCGCGAGAGAUUUGUUCAACAAAUGCCUGCCACUGGCAACGAAGUUGAACGCUGCCUCCUGGUAGGCAUUGAAGCCCUACAAGCUGAGGUGAGGAGGCAAACGGAAGAAAUGCGGUAUUUGAAGAAUCAGCAGCGUCGCGUGCUUCAGCACAUUCACCAAGGCACCGGAUUUCGCGACGUUUGCUGCGAGCACCAGUGCUGUACCGCAGAUGCACGAGAUUUUUUUUGUGUUCGGCACCCAACGACACAUUCACGGACCACGCCUAUGAACGCUAACAGAACCGCUGAGCAGGAUACAUUUCAAGCGCAAUACGCGCUUGUCACCACUGUCCUUAAAAAUGCGGGGGUUUCUGAUCCGGAGGACGUGUUGCGACGGCUUGCGCAAUGUGGAGCCAUAUCAAUGAGUUGCGACCCUGAAUGCCCUGCAGUGGUACCAGUUAACAAAGGAGUUCCUUGCCAUUAUAAUUCUGCAGCGCAUGACAGGCCUGAGCAGCUAGAAGGGCCUUCUACGCGCGAAGGGCAGAGUUGUGGGGCUCCACACUUCAGCUCGAUUAAACUGCCGCUCUCGCGUGGGAUGAGCAACUCUAGCUUUUGCUUAAUCCCCGAAAGCACACAGGAAGCUUUGCCACAGCAUGCGAAAGAUGAAUGCCCCGGCAGCAAACAGGAGGGCACUCAAGUUGAAGAUCCGGAGGAACGCCCACUACCGACUCUGCUGAAGCGUCAGCAACAACCAGCUCAGAAGCAACGACAACCGGAUCCGCACCUCCGUGAUGGUGUGGUUCAUCGUCAGCCAGAACAAGUCCAGCAGCAGCCCAUAAAAAAAAUAAAGCAUCCUGAGGGCUCCACAGAAAGAGAAUGUGGUACGCCGGUAGAAGCUUAUGUUCAGGGCAAAUGGGAAGACGCAGACGAACGACCCUGCAGAGCUGUAGGGCAGACGAAGCUGAAUACGUCUGCAGAUAUGCCGGCAGACCGGAGAUGGCGUUUUAACGACCUAUGGGCAUGCUUGUCUCAUGGAUUCCCCCCCCCGCCUGCUCUUCGCCCAAUCAUACGUGUCCGGGAUAAGGGCUGCGAUGAUGUACUGUCAGUAACUAACAGCUCGUUCAUUAGCGAAUACGAAUCCGAGCUCCCUUGUCAGACUAUCCUUUUGCCACACGCAUCAGAACGCGCCACACCAACCGUCGACAAACGACAACAAUGCGUGACAAGGCACAUAGAAACUUUCUCCAAGGAUGGAUGGCUACCAAGCAGCCAGAUGGAGUCGCUAGAAGUGUCGACUGCCCAUACACAUAUGCCUGAAGAAAACGGCCGCCUCAUCAGGCAAGAGCAAGAGCUCUGUGAAACUUUUGUUCCAUGGGUGGAAGGCGGCGGACAAUAUGGGGGAAUCGGUUUGGCAAACGAAACAGCCAUCCUGAUGGCGCGCAAGGGAACAGAUGACAGUAGGCUAGAACUUUCCAAUGCUCACCAGGAGAGACAGCCCCUAAUGCCCCCGGCCGAUGCGGAUUUCAGCGGGAGCAAAAACGGCCUUCGCGAAUCUCGGUUGUGUUCCAUUAACGAUAAACAGAUAUGCAGGGCUUUAAGCGUCGAUGCUGCCCCUUUAAGACUUCAGCAGCUUCGCCAGUGGGACUCGCAGAUUCGCCAAAGGCGCCAGUCGCACCCACCAGUCUAG